UUAAAUUUUAAUCAACUUUGUGUUUAAACAAACAUUGGACAUAAUGCCCCGACGUGGACGAGCCGCACCUCCAUCAAGGACCGUAAGAAGCUCGGCAGUACCAGCGCGUCAUGUUGCAGCAGCGCCUGCACCAAUGUCUUCGCCCAUGGUUGCCCAACCUAAGCAACCUGGAUUGAUGGGUCAGAUGGCUGCGACUGCCGGUGGCGUUGCAAUUGGUUCUGCCGUAGGGCAUACCAUUGGCAGUGCUAUUACCGGAAUGUUUGGAGGCGGUUCGGGCCACCAAGAAGCAAUGGCUCCGGCGGUAGCAGCGGCACCAGCCCCAUUAAGUGCCCCUACGCAAGCUCCGGGUGCUUGCGCUUGGGAAGUUAAACAAUUCUUGGAGUGCGCUCAAAAUCAAUCGGAUUUGACUUUGUGCGAAGGCUUCAACGAGGCCAUUCGUCAAUGUAAACUUUCAAACAAUUUAGCAUUGUAAUAAAAUGGAGAAUGUAGCUGCUAAUUUCAAUGGUUAAAUAGAAGUACUUUAUUAUGAGAAGAAAAAUAAUGAAAUUACUGAGUUUUUAAUUUUAUAUAUGUAGUUUCUGUACUUUGAUUUCCGCAUUUUUCUUAUGUAUACCAGUGCUACACAUUGGUAAUAAUUCAAAAAUAAAUAGUAAAUAAUUGUACCUUA
Ceratosolen solmsi marchali is the source of this 667-nucleotide messenger RNA. Its product is annotated as Coiled-coil-helix-coiled-coil-helix domain containing 2. Lineage: Eukaryota; Metazoa; Arthropoda; Insecta; Hymenoptera; Agaonidae. The record is from RefSeq and is a predicted model, not a curated record. Bases 44 to 472 code for a protein of 142 amino acids. The transcript is spliced from 3 exons. Gene Ontology annotation, biological process: mitochondrion organization. Gene Ontology annotation, cellular component: mitochondrion; nucleus.